Messenger RNA from Capsella rubella, 864 nucleotides. Its product is annotated as eukaryotic translation initiation factor 2 subunit beta. Gene Ontology annotation, biological process: translational initiation; formation of cytoplasmic translation initiation complex; formation of translation preinitiation complex. Gene Ontology annotation, cellular component: eukaryotic translation initiation factor 2 complex. Lineage: Eukaryota; Viridiplantae; Streptophyta; Magnoliopsida; Brassicales; Brassicaceae. Gene Ontology annotation, molecular function: mRNA binding; translation initiation factor activity; translation initiation factor binding. Bases 49 to 669 code for a protein of 206 amino acids. The record is from RefSeq and is a predicted model, not a curated record. The transcript is spliced from 7 exons.
UUUCAUAAUAAACUAUCAUCGCUGAAACUCGUCGACCCGCCGGCGGCGAUGGAUUUGCAGCAAAAGCAGCGGUGUUGGAAACUUGAACUCGAGGUUUUAGAUAGCGAUUCUUCAUGGAUCAGUAAAUUUGAUCCUUCCAAGAAGAAGAAGAAGAGGAAGCCUCUGAUACGCGAAGACUACAUCUUGUUCCAGAAAGGAGGACACUUUGCGGAGGCUAAUGCAGCACACUGUCAAUCUGGCCAGAAGUUUGAGCCGGAUUAUGGCUAUAAGGAGCUCUUGAGUAGGGUGUUUGAUAGGCUUCGCGAGGACGAUCUCGAGGUUUCUACAGAAUCGCCAAGAAGAGUGAUGAUACCUCCUCAGCUCUUUGCACAAGGGACGGUAACAGUUUGUUUAAACUUUGCUGAUCUCUGCAGAACGAUGCAUAGGAAGCCAGAUCAUGUCAUGAAAUUCUUGCUUGGCCAAAUGGAGACAAAAGGAUCGCUGAACAAACAGCAGCGGCUAGAGAUGAAGGGUUUAGUGUCUUCUAAGAAUUUUCAAGCUGUGUUCCGGAGAUACGUUGAUGCGUUUGUAAUCUGCAUCUGCUGCAAAAGCCCUGACACAGCUCUCGUGGAAGACAAUGGUCUCUUCACUCUCAAAUGUGAGAUGUGUGGUUUUAGUAGCAUCUAUUGAUGUACCAUGUCCCCUGUGAAUAACUCAUGAAGAUAUGCAACUUCUAGAGCGACGUGCUAGGCAAGGUUCCUCUGUAAGAUUUAUAGUGAUUUCUUUGAUAUGCAGUCUCUUCUGACUUUGUUAGUCAGUUGUACAACCUUGAACCAGAAGAUGUUUUCUUUACAAUAGUAAUAAAACUUCCCGUGUCCUGAGAAA